AUGAAGAAGAUAUCUUUCUCCGUCCCCUCCGCAAAUCCCCAAUCAAAGCCCAAAUCCAUCGCCACCCAAAACGACGUCGACUCGACCAAAUACUCCAUCACCGAAUUCGACCCUUCGAAGCCUGCAACCCCUUCCGCCCCCAAAGUCACAAUCCCCCCUCUCCAAAACCACUGGAAACCCUCCAACAACAGUUCCAGACUCUACCGCCGCACUCCGGCAGAAACCCAGCUCCUGCACAAGUUGAAGCUGCAGGACGACCUUCAAAGGCUGCCGGAGGGUCGGGGCUUUGAGGACUUCGAGGAUGUCCCCGUCGAGGGUUUCGGCGCAGCGGUGCUUUCCGGGUAUGGUUGGACGGAAGGCAUGGGGAUCGGAAAGAACGCGAAGGAGGACGUGAAGGUGGCGCAGUUCAAGGGGAGAACCUCCAGGGGAGGAUUAGGGUUUGUUGCAAGCAGCAACAACAGCGACAAUUUCGAUCGGUGCAGCCGUGAUUUAUGUCAUUUGCAGUUAUAG
Sphenostylis stenocarpa is the source of this 510-nucleotide messenger RNA. The record is from the annotation of a GenBank genome assembly. Lineage: Eukaryota; Viridiplantae; Streptophyta; Magnoliopsida; Fabales; Fabaceae.